Messenger RNA from Coprinopsis cinerea okayama7#130, 1528 nucleotides. RefSeq lists its product as hypothetical. The transcript has 3 exons. Lineage: Eukaryota; Fungi; Basidiomycota; Agaricomycetes; Agaricales; Psathyrellaceae. Gene Ontology annotation, molecular function: protein binding. The annotation marks the transcript as partial. The record is from RefSeq and is a predicted model, not a curated record.
CAUGGAACAUAAACCAACAACGAUUCAAGUCGACCUUGACUCUAAUUCCCCCUCUGGCUCUGGCAAAACGAUGCCCACCUUCCACACAAAACCCUUUCCUCCUCCUGCUCUCGCAGAUGUCCCCGUCGAAUACAUCAUCAAGCAGCUUCACACAAUGGCGCCCCAGUACUGGGACAAGCCAGAGACAGCAGACUGCACAAUAAUCGUGCCCAUCCCAUAUGCCCAAAACUUAAAUCCCAUGCAACCGUUCCCGCAAGAGCCCAGCGGGUCAACGACAAUCAGCUUUGAGCACUCUGGCGGUGGCAAUCGUCGAGCCACCCAACCACCAGCCAACUCAGUUCCACGACUAUCCCUGGAGCUGCACAUGGACUAUCUUUCAGCUCACUCGACCUACCUGCGUAGCCUCUUCAGCGGCGCCCUUCCUCUCGAUCUUAUGUACGCACAAUCACCCCCGACUUCAAGCUCAUCUUCAUCAAUACCGCCCGACCGCCUUCCACGCCUGAUGCCCAGCUCUCCCGACCACCCGAUCCUCUUCCUCCCCGUCCCCGAUCCAUCCUCGUUCCACCUCCUCGUCCACUGGAUGUACUUUGGCGACGUCUCUUACAUCGCAGACUGCCUCCACAAGGGCGUCAUCCAAUGGGAAGGCAUCGCUCGAAACGUCGAGUACCUCGGUCUCUCCUCUGACAUCAAGGUCUUCCUCGGCCGCUGGUAUAACACCUGGCUCAACCCCGCCGCCGCCCGCGAGUCCACAGAGGAAGAAAUGGCAUACGACUCAGACGGCACAGCAUACACCGACUCUGAUGACGAUUCUGAUCGCAUGUCCUCAUCCACUGAAUCAGACCUCGACGAUGAACUCGAGAAGCUCAAAGAGCCAUCAUCGGCCAGAGGGCACGACAUGGCUGCCAAAUCAAUUUCGUUCCAGUCGUUCGUCGCUCCCGUCGUUCCUUCAUCAUGAAGAAAUGAACGGAGGAUUCGCGCUUGAUUUAUAUUAUAUCUAUAUUCGUCGUGUACAUCUGCCAGAGCCUCUUCCCGCCGUUUAUCCGACCCGCGCCACAUCGUCGCCAUUGCCAUUGCCACCAGCCAGCCAACCCAUUCGCCCACCGCUUCUGACCGUCCGUUCCUUUCCUCAUCUCUACGUUGAUUGGUUCAUAUAUUCCUUAUCUUGAACUGUUUUUGUCCACGAGCAGGUUAUCUCGCGCUCCUUACUUCGAUUUGAUAGCCUUCUCUUCUACUUAUUCUACUCCUCCCCCCUCUUCUGAUGGAGGGCGCUGUAAAAGGCGACCACUCCGGUUUCAUUCGUCUUUUUCAAUGUCGACCACUUUUGCUUUUCUCUUCCUGUUGCUCCCCUGUUGUACUGGUAAGAGACAAUUCGUAGUCUCACGUUCUUUUAUAGUUACCUUUUAUUCCUUUCUCUUCCCUUUUCCUUCGGUUCCAAGGACGAUACGUUAUCGGUCCUCUUUUCUACUUCGACGGCGUGAACGUCCUUUCUUUGUGUACUGAGUACCCCAUUGCGCGGGAUACUCGAUAU